GAGUCCCUCUGGAUUAUACGGGGUCUGAUAACAGGGCAGAGCGGCUGCCGGGUAUCUCUCAUGCGGGGGCCUCCUGCCCACGACAUCCAGCCCGGCCGCCUCGCAGCCUAAAUUGGGCGUGGCCCUGCGGCAGUCCACUGGACCCCCAUUCCGGGGCAGUCCUGACGCCCCCGGCCGCGCCCCGGUUGCGUCCGCCCCGCCCCUCGACGUGCCCCCGCGCGCCGCACCCCCUCCCACCUGGCACACCCCUGCGCCCCGCCCGGCCGCAGCGGGCCUGGAGCCGCCCGGCGGGCCUUAGCGACCCUCACAGCGGCACGGUUCUCCUCCGCAGCCCGCCGCCAUGGACGUAUACCCCGUGCACCAGCUGGGGCUGCCCCGCUCACGGUUCCCCGGCAGCUCUGGCCGCGCGUCGCCCUCCGUCAGCUGUAACCGACUCCGCCAGAUACAGAGCAUCCUGACCCAGAGCAGCAAAUCUCGGCCUGAUGGAAUCCUGUGCAUCCUAGGAAUUGAUAGCAGGUACAAUGAAGGCUGCAGAGAACUGGCAAAUUAUCUUCUGUUUGGUUUAUAUAAUCAGAAUACCAGUGAUUUUGAGAAAACGGGAUUUUCUGAAGAAGUUCUUGAUGAUUUAAUUAUAUUGAUUAAAUCAGACAGUGUCCAUCUGUACUGUAAUCCUGUUAACUAUCGCUAUCUAUUACCCUAUGUGGCGCAUUGGAGAAAUCUGCAUUUCCACUGCAUGACGGAAAAUGAGUAUGAAGAUGAGGAAGCUGCAGAAGAAUUUAAAAUUUCCAGCUUUGUAGACAUGGUCCGAGACUGUAGCAGAAUUGGCAUUCCUUACAGCUCCCAAGGUCACUUGCAGAUAUUUGAUAUGUUUGUGGUGGAGAAAUGGCCAAUUGUACAGGCCUUUGCACUUGAGGGCAUUGGAGGGGAUGGAUUUUUUACCAUGAAAUAUGAGUUGCAGGAUGUGAGUUUGAAUCUUUGGAAUGUCUACAGCAAGAUGGAUCCUGUGUCUCUGGAGAAUUUGCUGUCAGAAGAUUUGGUGGCUUUUGAACAUCAGUGGACUAGCUUCUUUGCUAAUUUUGACACAGAAAUUCCUUUCCUGCUAGAACUUUCAGAAUCUCAGGCUGGCGAGCCAUUCAGAAGUUACUUCAGUCAUGGAAUGAUAUCCAGCCAUAUAACUGAAAAUAGCCCUAACCGGCAGCCAUUUGUUCUCUUUGGUAAUCACUCCACCCGAGAAAACCUGAAUGCUGGCAACUUUAACUUCCCUUCUGAAGGGCAUUUGGUACGCAGCACUGGUCCUGGUGGGAGCUUUGCCAAACACAUGGUAGCACAGUGUGUCUCACCGAAGGGACCUCUCGCAUGUUCAAGAACCUACUUUUUUGGAGCUACUCACAUUCCUUACUUGGGUGGCAGUGACAAGCUGCGAAAGAAUGACAAGCUGCCCAAGAAAACUGAACAAAUUAGGCUCUUGUCCCAGAUAUAUGCUGCUGUUAUUGAGGCUGUUUUGGCUGGCAUUGCAUGUUAUGCUAAAGCUUCCAGUCUAACAAAGGCAAAGGAGGUAGCAGAGCAGACUCUGGUAUCUGAGUUAGAUUCCUUUGAGCUGGUUCAGUUUAAGACAGCCCUGUGCUCCAAGAUGGCUUUUCAUAUACACGCUGUGAAUAAUCAGGGAAGAAUUGUGCCUCUGGAGGGUGAAGAUAGCUUAUCCUUUAUGAAAACGGCAAGUAUGACUGUCUAUGACAUUCCUGAUUUGCUGGGAGGAAGAGGGUGUUUAGGAUCUGUGGUCUUCUCAGAAUCAUUUUUGACAUCUCAGAUCUUGGUUAAAGAAAAGGAUGGCACUGUUAUCACAGAGACCAGCUACAUAGUCCUGACAGCCGCCAUACCCAGAUUCUGCUCCUGGCUGGUAGAAGAUGAUGAAGUAAAAUUGUCUGAGAAAACCCAGCAAGCUGUGAGGGGAGACGAGUGUUUCCUGGGCACUUUUCUAACAGGAGGAGAAGGAGCAUAUCUUUAUUCCAGCAAUUUACAUUCCUGGCCCGAGGAAGGAAACUUGCAUUUCUUCUCUAGUGGCCUUCUGUUUUCUCACCGUCAUCAUGGAAGUAUCAUCAUUUCCAAGGAUCACAUGAAUUCCCUUUCCUUCUAUGAUGGGGACUCUACCAGUGUUGUAGCUGCCCUUUUCAUCAGCUUCAGAAGCUCAUUGCUUCCUCACCUCCCAGUUCAUUUCCAUGGAUCAAGCAACUUUCUGAUGAUUGCUCUUUUCCCCAAAUCAAAGAUAUAUCAAGCAUUUUACUCAGAGGUCUUCUCCCCCUGGCAACAGCAGGAUAACUCAGGACUCUCUUUAAAAGUGAUCCAGGAAGAUGGAUUAUCUGUGGAACAAAAGAGAUUACACUCCAGCGCACAGAAACUUUUUGGUGCCCUGAACCAUCCUGCUGGGGAGAAGUGGAGUUCUUCAAAAUUGCUCUCAGCUAAACUCCCAGAGCUGGACUGGUUUCUUCAGCAUUUCACUGUCAGCAGCAUUAGUCGGGAGCCUGUGAUGCAGAUCCAUCUUCCGAUCCUGCUGCAACAAGCUGAAAUCAGUCCUCCGCACAGAGUAGAAAAUGACAAGGUAAUUAUCAGCAUUGUAACUGGCCUCCCAGGCUGUCAUGCUAGUGAACUCUGUGCUUUUCUGGUCACUCUACAUAAGGAAUAUGGCAGGUGGAUGGUGUACCGCCAAAUCAUGGACAGCUCUGAAUGUUUUCAUGCUGCCCACUUCCAGAAAUACCUUUCUAGUGCCCUGGAGGCCCAACAGAACCGCUCUGCCCGUCAGUCAACCUACAUCCGCAAGAAGACCAGGCUACUGGUAGUGUUACAAGGCUACACAGAUGUAAUUGAUGUCGUCCAGGCCCUGCAGACCCACCCAGACUCGAAUGUCAAGUCCUCCUUCACCAUUGGUGCCAUCACAGUGUGCAUGGAGCCCCUGAGCUGCUACAUGGAGCACAGGUUUCUCUUCCCCAAGUGUCUUGACCAGUGUUCACAAGGCCUGGUGAAUAAUGUGGUGUUCACCAGUCACACCACGGAGCAGAGGCACCCCCUUCUUGUUCAAUUGCAGAGUCUCAUCAGGGCUGCCAAUCCUACCACAGCCUUCAUUCUUGCAGAAAAUGGCAUUGUCACCAGGAAUGAAGACAUUGAGCUGAUUCUCUCAGAAAAUAGUUUUUCAAGUCCUCAGAUGCUGCGAUCCCGAUAUUUAAUGUACCCUGGCUGGUAUGAAGGUAAAUUUGAUUCUGGAUCAGUCUUUCCACUGAUGGUUCAGAUCUGCGUAUGGUUUGGCCGUCCCUUGGAGAAGACUCGCUUUGUGGCCAAGUGUAAAGCAAUUCAAUCCUCCAUCAAGCCAAGUCCUUUCUCUGGAAACAUCUACCACAUCCUGGGCAAAGUGAAGUUUUCAGACUCUGAAAGGACCAUGGAGGUCUGCCACAACACUCUGGCCAACUCUCUGAGCAUCAUGCCAGUUUUGGAUGGACCCACGCCACCACCUGACUCGAGAAGUACACCUCAAGACAGUGGGCAACAGGAGUGCUACCUUGUGUUCAUUGGCUGUUCCCUGAAGGAAGACAAUCUCAAGGACUGGCUACGGCAGUCAGCUAAGCAGAAGCCUCAGAGAAAAGCUCUGAAGACCAGGGGAAUGCUGACUCAGCAGGAGAUCAGGAACAUCCAUGUGAAGCGCCACCUGGACCCCCUACCUGCAGGCUAUUUUUACAAUGGCACCCAGUUUGUUAACUUCUUUGGUGACAAGACCGAUUUUCACCCACUCAUGGACCAGUUCAUGAAUGACUAUGUAGAAGAAGCAAACCGGGAAAUUGAAAGGUACAACCGUGAGCUGGAGCAGCAGGAGUACCAUGACCUUUUUGAGCAGAAGUCCUAGAGGAAGCUGGGCCCACACACCCACCAGAGAUGAACAAAUGGGGCGCCUUAACCCCAGCUCUCCCAGGCACCUUCCUGGAGGAGCUGUCUUUGUCCUCCUUGACUUUUGUUUGCUGCUGGAGUACAUGUUGUCAUUAUUCUCUCUACAGUGCUGAAGGGCAUCACCUGCACCACUGAUUGGGGGGUGGGAGUGGGGAUCCUCAAGAAUGAGCAGACAGGACUGCCCACUGUGUGCAGCUGUUGGUUCAGGCCCUCUGGGUCUCUGGUAACAGAUUUCUUGAGCUGCUGAGAUACCAUGUGAAGGGAGAAGCAUUUGCAUUGCACAGAGGAGCUGCCAGGACUUAGAAGGAACGCUGGUUGCCUGCAUCAUGGCAGUGCCUGGGGAACAAGACCACUCCAGGCCUCAGGCCUUAGAUGUUACCCCAGGAGAACUCUCAUCCCCAGUGGGGCCUGCUGCUUCUGCUUUGGUCCUUCCAUUAAAGGAACUGGCCCUAUUGGCCCUAUGCCCGGUCUAUGGGGGAGCAACACAAGACCCUCCCAGGCCAACCCAUAGAACCAGCACCUCCAGCUGAGAUCCACAGCAUCUUCUAAAAUGAGAGGAUUUCCCUUGUGGACUAAAUUGAGGGAAAGGCAUGAUGUUUUCCAGAAGCGUGUGGCUCUUCAGUUGACGUCAGCAGUCCCCCUGUGAUUUGUUUUGAGCUCUCCUGUGGUAUCACUUAGUGUCCCAAAUUCAGGAACAAGACAAAACCUGUGGCCAAGGCCUGGUGACACUGGCUUCCUUUCCAGGGGAGCAUCCUGCAAGUAGUUAGACUUAAGCCCAGGGUCUGAUCACUUGUGGGGCUUCAGUCUCCAGCACCCAGCCUUCCCCUAGCCUUACCAGGGAAGGUCUGCUUUUCAGCCACAAACUUCAGGAAACUCAUGCCCCACAAGCAUUGUUUCUUAACCUUGGGUUUGCUUGGCUCCAGAGGAUCAGAAAUGUCAAAGAAUUCCAAUACUCAGAGUUAAAAUUCCUUCCAGUGGCUUUGUUUUCAGAUGAACUGUAAAGCAAAGGAGAAUUAAUUUGUGUUCCAUGUCUGACCUUAAUAAUUAGUGUGGGAGACAGGAGGUCACAGGCACUGAUUUAGGUGAUAUCUGUUAGGACUUCAGCACCUCAGCUGCCUGAGUUGUAAAUGUUUUCUCAAUUUCAUGGUUUUUUGCAUGCCUUAGAAAGAAGCACAUAGGUGAAACCAGCAUAGUUUCCUGUAAUGUAGAGGGGUUUUUGGGAAAGACCCUUGGUGCAGAGGAGAGCCAGGAUGGAGCACAUGGGUCUGUGUGUGUGGUCACACAGUGGCCUGCAUGCAAGUAGCAAAGCAGUUAUCAAAGGCUUAUCAGUAAAAUAUACUUGUAUUAGAGAAAAACAAUUUAUACUUGAAACCAAAUGAACAAAUUACAAAUACCACUGAAUGAGAAAUCUUGCAUUAAGAAAUGCUCCUGAAAUUCAGACCCAUGUGCUCCAGUCCUAGCUCCAAGAGCCAGUGGUGACAAGGGCUCCUUUGUGGAGCCCAAGCCUGGGAGCCCUGACUUCUGGCUGGCCAGAAUUCAGGGUCCACAAAGGGCCUGCCUCUGCUUCAGAAUCAAUAACAUAGAUCUUAAGUGCAAUUGAUUAAUAAGCAAUGAGUUACUGUAGCUUCCUUUAGCUCUACCGAGCUCUUUUUAAAAACUCAAACUUGAGCAGCCUUAGAAAAGGGAAGGGGGUGGGGUUGGGGUGAACCACAGGCCAUUUCAUUUCCUCCAGGGGGUUGCUGUGAAGUUUUCAGUGGAAGCUCUAGAUGUAGGAGCGUGAGCCAUUUCCUGGCUGCCCUGGCCUGGCAGUCUGGCUGCUGCACAAGAGUUUUUAAAGGGGGAUCGGAGCCCAUCCAUGAAAGUGGGCCUCUCACCACGUGGGGCUGCACUACAUGGUGAUAUUGGUUUCUGACCAUUGUCCAUAGAAAUGCUCUCUCACCAACCUGCCCCACUCUCCCUGUUCCCCUCUUUGUAGAGGGAAAACUGUGAUUACCUCAACAUGAAUACGAAACUGUGAUUGAAAAAAGGCAAAACAUUAAGAAGUAUCAAAGCCAAAAAAGGCAAAACUGACUGAGGCCUCUAAAGACACUCCCAAGCCUGCUUGGGAGUGUGAAAGGGCACACUGGUGAAAGGGCAUUCCUGGGCACACUCGCUGUGCCCCUGGUGAAGGGCACAGUAGUGGCACACUGUGAGCUCUUUGAGGACUGGGGCUGGGAGCAUGUAAGCCUCUUGUUCUGACUGUGGAGUUUAAUAUCCACUUUAUCUUGUGGGUCAGGGAGCAGGGUCAUAGGCUGUCUCCAGAGAAAAGGCCAUGACACUGUGUUUUAGCUUUUGAUCUUAGAAGUGGAUACCAGGGACCCAGCAAAGACAGGAGAUUCAGUUCCCAGGGACAGGCAGAAGUCCUCCAGGGGCUUACAUGCUUUUGGUCAACUUACCUGUUAGCAGCUUCAGUUUUUAUAUCACCAGAGUGAGUGGAAAAAUGGUGAAGUCACUGAAGUUAUAGUUUAUUUUCCUUUUUUUUUUUUUAAUCCCCCCCCUCUAUAAUUGACAGAGGAGGUAGAAAUUGGAGAAGAUGGAUCACCCUAGGAGGGGGCCACAGGCAAGAGUUUAGUUGGCCCUGCUGAUCCCUGGGGCUCUCUGACCUGAAGCCUGGACAGCCCUUCAGGUGUGAUACAAAGUUCUCUCCUAAAUUCUUAUUAGGAUUUUGGAGAAUUUUUGCACAGUAAUAAGCUCUGGGUUGCUCUUUGGGCUUCUCAAAAGGGAAAAGUUCAACUCAAAAGAUUGUAAACUAUGAAGUAUUGCAGCCAUGUUGCUGACUAGUUGGAUAGAUGUACCUCAAAAAGUAGGUGAGAAAUGGCUUCCUCAUUGUCCCAGGUGACAUACUAAUGACAUAAGAGCUCACUUACGUGCCAAAAUUCACUUUUAUACUAGUUUUUCAGUGCUUUAAUAUUUGUAACUUAAAUUUUAAAGCUCAUAUUUACAAACACUACUGUAACUUCAGUGAAACUGAAUUGUGUGAUUGAAGCUUUUUGCUUAUUAUAAUAUUUAUUACACUACUUAAUUCAGUAAAUAUAUAAAAGUAGUCUUCAAUUUAUUUUUAUAUUAUUUUACAUGUUUUUACCUGCAGUUGUGUAUGUGAAUUUACCUUGGUAAUUAAGAUGUAAUGCUAAAAAAGACCAAUAAACUAUCACUGAAC
This is a messenger RNA of Sciurus carolinensis (gray squirrel), 7126 nucleotides long. It is a transcript of the gene Dnaaf9, whose product is annotated as dynein axonemal assembly factor 9. Bases 341 to 3889 code for a protein of 1182 amino acids. The transcript has 37 exons. Lineage: Eukaryota; Metazoa; Chordata; Mammalia; Rodentia; Sciuridae. The record is from RefSeq and is a predicted model, not a curated record.